This is a messenger RNA of Pocillopora verrucosa, 697 nucleotides long. RefSeq names its product protein Flattop homolog. Lineage: Eukaryota; Metazoa; Cnidaria; Anthozoa; Scleractinia; Pocilloporidae. Gene Ontology annotation, cellular component: ciliary basal body. Gene Ontology annotation, biological process: cilium organization. The record is from RefSeq and is a predicted model, not a curated record.
GCAAGCGCUCAAGUUACUAAGUUGUUGUGCUUUGUGGCAGUUCGUCUCACGAAAAGAAACGAAAAUGUCGACGCAUUUUAGCGCAAAUCAGUACGAACAAGAAUUCGCUGCUCGGAGGUUGCAGAAUUGGGAAAUUCCAAAGAGGUUCAAAGAGCGUCCAUCAACUCUUGAAGGCUUCACUCAGCCAAUUAGCAACGACCAAGGACACAUUUUGCCAGGGAUCCCACGCUCUACAAAGAGUCCAUGGGGUGAAUUUUUGGGGACAUGGGAUAUGAAAAAACCUCCUCUCAGAACAAAGACUAUAAAGACAAAUGCAAUGUCCACAAGCUUGCAAAAGAAUACAGAGCCUCCUGCACGCACUCCAAGCCCUAAAGAAGAUGUCACUGCAGACAAAGCAAGGACUCCAACACCUCAGCAAGAAGAAGUACAGACACCAAGCCCGCAAGAAGGGAAAGCAAGCCCACGUCCACCAAGCCAGAGUAGUCAAUGUAAAAAGUCACCCAGCCCUGUGGUGGCAAAAACCCCUGAACCAGCUCCUCCAUCUCCUGUUAAGAGCCCUGCCCAAGAAAAUAAUUCACCCAAGAAUACAGUUAUGUUUUCUGACCCAGCUUAAUGUCUGUCUAGCACCUUGUACUCUACAAGUUAUCCAUUCUCUAAGCAAUUGCAAAAAAUAAAUAUACCAAUUUGUGAGACCUUA